Uncinocarpus reesii 1704 is the source of this 1296-nucleotide messenger RNA. RefSeq lists its product as uncharacterized. NCBI's taxonomy places the organism in Eukaryota, Fungi, Ascomycota, Eurotiomycetes, Onygenales, Onygenaceae. The record is from RefSeq and is a predicted model, not a curated record. The transcript is spliced from 2 exons. The coding region runs from base 1 to 1296 and encodes 431 amino acids.
AUGAAUCAAGCCACGCAUAUUCUCGAUUCAGGUGGGGAAGUGAAGAUAAUAUUAAGCGAUGCUGAUACUCCUUUUGCAGUGUGGGAUGAAGAAGUCGGAACUGAUACACUCCUCUGCGCUUCUGCUCCGUUAGACAUCAGCUCCCAAAGCGCUCCUGCUACUCCAGAGAAUCUCACUGUGAGGAUGUCAAGUAAAAAGAAGGAAAAGGGGGGAAUGAAGAAAAAGAAAGGAAAGGGAAAGGCAUUGUUUGUUGAUGAGUCCAACGAACCACAACCUGAGCCUGAGCCUGAGCCUGAGCCUGAGCCUGAGCCAGAACCAGAGCCAGAACCCGGACCCGCACCCGAAUCAGAAUCAGAGCCAGAGCCACCCAUCGAACAAGAAGAAGAUCUGACAGAAAGAAGUAUUACCUGCAUCCAGGUAUCGGCAAAGCAUUUAAUGCUUGCCUCACCCGUCUUCAAGAAGAUACUGACUGGUGCUUGGAAAGAGAGCAUUACUCUUUUGGAAGAAGGUUCUGUCGAGAUUACCACCUCCGGUUGGGACACUGAAGCCUUUCUGAUUUUGCUCAGGAUUAUCCACUGCCAACACUAUGAUAUACCCCAACAACUGAGCCUUGAGAUGCUUGCGAAAGUUGCUGUCAUUUCGGAUUACUAUGAGUGCAAGCCUGUCCUGGGAUUCUUUUCCCAUGCUUGGAUUAGGUCUGUGGAGAGGAGCAUGCCCACGACGUACUCACGAGAUUUGGUUCUUUGGAUAUGGCUAUCCUGGUACUUUCGGCUUCCAACGCACUUUAAAAGUGCUACAUCGGUUGCUAUGUCACAAAGCACUGGUCCAAUGACGAGUUUGGGACUGCCGAUCCCUGGUGAAAUUUUAGAUGAAAUGAACGAUCAUAGGGAGCAGGCUAUCGAACGUAUAAUCUCGAUGCUCCAUCAGCUGCGCCAGGCUCUGAUCGAUGGCACUCGAGGAUGUAGCUUUGAAUGCAGCUCAAUGAUGCUCGGAGCUCUCACCAAAGAGAUGCAGUCACAUAACUUACUUUCACCACGGCCCAAGGCUCCGUUUAUGAUGCUGAGCUAUCAGUCGUUAAAGAGCACAGUGCAAUCAUUUCGCUCGCCAGUAUGGAAACACAACCGGAAUUCGGACUAUUAUAAUUAUAGAUGCGGGGACUCAGACUUUACGGGCCUGUUUCGAGACCUGAAGGAUGGUAGCGAGGGACUUGAUCUGAAAAACUUUUAUCCCUUGAUCAGCCUUAGUUAUGCCUUUCUAUGUUCUGGAUUACCCCACCGCCAAUUCGAUGCCGCUUAG